AAAAACCCACAUCUGACAAAAAAUAUUGGACACUGAAAAAUUUACAAGAAAAAUCCCGACUUUUAUGGAUAAACAAAAAUAGUUAAUAAAUAUUAGGAUCUAAAUUAAAAUUAGGACUAACAAUGGUCGAUAAGGACAUAUUAUCAAAAGUCGCAGAUAUACCUCUGCAGCGGCCUGGUUUUGAUGCCUUAGAGGUAUCAGCACCUGUCCUAGUACAAAUGAAUCCAAAUGGUAAAUGGGAGAACACAAAGCCUGGCAAUUUGGACGAAGAGCGAUUGAAAGCCAUUGUACAGCAUCUGGUAAAGUCGAAAGCUUUAUCGGCUGCUCAAAGUUACUGCUGCCAAUGUGCUUCCGAAGGAUUGAAAGGCAACGACAACCCUAAUUAUAUUCCAGUAAUUAUGAUGCCUAUAUAUUCUGCGGAUGACUGCCCUUUUGAUUUAGAUUGUGAGGCAAAAAAAAUUAAAGAAGCGGAAACGAAACCAACAAAAAAAGAAAAAGUACAGAGCUUGGAAAAAGACUCAGACAAGGAUAAGGAUAAGAAAAAAAGCAAGAAACGUGGCUUUGUCCUACAAAGGCUAACCGAUUUUGAUUUACUUUCCCAAUGGUGAUUAAAAAUAGUAUUGUAACGUUGUGAUAUGUGGUGGUUUGUGAAUCAAAUAAAAUGUUGAGAAUUGG
Messenger RNA from Pieris brassicae (large cabbage white), 675 nucleotides. RefSeq lists its product as uncharacterized. Bases 123 to 608 code for a protein of 161 amino acids. The transcript has 3 exons. NCBI's taxonomy places the organism in Eukaryota, Metazoa, Arthropoda, Insecta, Lepidoptera, Pieridae. The record is from RefSeq and is a predicted model, not a curated record.